GUCAUAGUUAUCUAGCUCAUUUCAUUGAAAUCUUCUCAGGUAUGGAGCAUUCAGAGGAGCAAUGCUUCAAGUCAGCCUCCGAGUCAACUUCUAAAGGCUCCAAGUCAGCCUCUGAGCCAACUUCCAAAGGCUCCAAGUCAGAGUCUGCUUCCAAAGGCUCUAAGUCAGCUUCUGAGUCUGCUUCCAAAGGCUCCAAGUCGGCCUCUGAAAAAGAUUCUGCUACCUCCACUGAAUCCGAGGAACCUUUAUCGCAAAUUAAGAAGCUUUCUUCGAUAAUAGCAGAAGACGAAGACCUGGUAGACUUAAGCUUCUUGGACGAGAUGAGCACCCCGGAAGCUAGUGUUUCUUUUGUCCCUUUGCCGGCUGACGUCGAGAGAGCUAUUUCUUUAGUCAAGCAUGUCCUCGGCCAGCACAUUUCUAUUGUUACAGAUUCCCAGAAGGAAGAUUUCAUUUCCUCUCUCCAUGCUCUACGCCUUGUUCCUGACUCCGUCGUCACUGAUGAAGUAGAGAAAGAUAUUCUGGGCUCGCUCAACUUGUGGAGGUCUUGUGUUGAGAUCGAGUCAAAUGACCUCCCCAAGCUGAAAUCUUCAAAAGCAGAUAAUGCCAUGUAUUUAUCUUUGGGAUCUAAAAGGCAAGAAGUGGCCCAAAAACUCCAAGUUCUAGAAGCUAGUGGUGAGGCCUUUGAAAAGGAGAUUGAGCAACUGGAAACUGCUAUUCUAGCUUUAAAGAGUAAGCAACUUGAUCUUGUGGUGGAACGCAAGCUUCUAGCCGAGGAAUAUCAAGAAAUCAACUCCGAACUCCAGCCUCUUCAUACUACCAUUCAAGAGAAGACAAAUGACAUGGUUUCAUGGGUACAAAAUUGUGCUAAGGCUCAUCAAGACAAAGUUGUUUGCCAAUCGAGGUGGAGCAAGUUGCAAGGCCUUCUCUCAGAUUCUUCACCUACUCCAAUGUUGGCUUCCUCUACCUCCACCACCACCACAGCUCCUUGAUGAUUUUCUUUUAUUUUGUGUAUGAACUGUGUUAUGUAGUUUAGCUUUAGACUUGGUGACUUUUGUUGAACCAAAAGACUUUGCUUUUGGCUUUUGGAUUUUCUUUUUAUAUAGCAGGACACUUUUGCUCA
This is a messenger RNA of Mercurialis annua (annual mercury), 1120 nucleotides long. RefSeq lists its product as uncharacterized. Lineage: Eukaryota; Viridiplantae; Streptophyta; Magnoliopsida; Malpighiales; Euphorbiaceae. The record is from RefSeq and is a predicted model, not a curated record. Bases 42 to 989 code for a protein of 315 amino acids. The transcript is spliced from 2 exons.